Pisolithus orientalis is the source of this 611-nucleotide messenger RNA. RefSeq lists its product as uncharacterized. The record is from RefSeq and is a predicted model, not a curated record. The coding region runs from base 361 to 597 and encodes 78 amino acids. Lineage: Eukaryota; Fungi; Basidiomycota; Agaricomycetes; Boletales; Pisolithaceae. The transcript has a single exon.
AUGAUGUCAUGCGUUUUCCAUUUCAUGCGAUUCAAUCCUUACCAGACUUCUCGUUUUCAACGCAAAGCGUUCUUUGUCUAUGAACAUGCGGUGUCAACGUUCGUCUAUUAAUGUUGUCACAUUACUGCCAGGAGAUCAGGGAGAUGCCUACGGUUUAUGCUUAAAGCCUUAGAUUACAGAAGUCUAAGGCAGAAUUACCGUUGGUUUCGUUGGGUUUGCAGAUCACAGUAGUGCCCGACAACGGUGUUCUGCUGAGGAUGGCAUGACGGCUGCCACCCUCCACCAUGUUUUAAUUCUUCUUAUCAUUAUCAGCUAUCGAGCUUGUCAGCCCUCGCCUUUGUAUUUUUAGCUCUUUGAGUCAUGGUUUUGGCCUUUCAGCGUUUUUCGGUUUUUUAUUUUAUUUUUAUUUUUUCAUUCUCGUCGUUUUCUCAGCUACGAAUCUGUAUUUCUAGUACUAGUAGUACUCGUUUUCAUUCGAGUCUCCUCAUAGUGCUGCCCUGGUCGCCGACGAUCCUGUACUUAUCCAGGCCAGCGUGCGUACUCACGCUCCAACGCUAUUUGUAUCCCGUCCUCGCCUCGAGUGCCUCCACCCAUUAGUUCUUACUGUAUCA